GAUGGCCCAGAGGAAGGAGCAGAGCUGGGUACCGGGCUUCUGCCCCAGACCUGGGGUCUGCGGUGCUUGCAGCGACGAGACGGGAGGCUCAGGGCGCCGCGAUCCAGGGGGACGGGGGGCACCCCAGCUCGGCCUCCUCCGCCUUCGAGAUGCUGCUGAACCCCGUCACCUCCACCCCCUUCUCGGUCGAUGACAUCCUGAGGCUGGAGCGCGAGCAGAUUGGUUCCGAGUCCUUGCAACUCCGGGGGGCACGGAGGAGCCCUGAACGUUUUCAGUGUCAGCGACUCCUCCCAGAACCGCGAAAGGCAGCGGUUCCCGGCACCUGCAGUGGCGGCGGCGGCGGCGACAGCGGCGACAGCGGCAGAAGGCGGGACCAGUCGGGGUCUCCUCCUGGUGCUCCCUGCGAGACGGUCUCGCAGAUGGAGGCGGAACGCGUGGGAGAGCCACAGCCGGGCCUCCGCGCAGCCCCUCCCCUCCGCGGCGGGACCCGGGGGCCAGAGCGCGGCGUUGGCGACGUUGGCACCGGCGCGCGCGGGGACGGCACCGAGCAGCCCAAGGAGCGGCAGCGGCGGAGGCCGCGCGUGCUCUUCUCGCAGGCGCAGGUGCUGGCGCUGGAGCGGCGCUUCAAGCAGCAGCGGUACCUGUCGGCGCCCGAGCGCGAGCACCUGGCCGGCGCGCUGCAGCUCACGCCCACGCAGGUCAAGAUCUGGUUCCAGAACCGGCGCUACAAGUGCAAGAGACAGCGCCAGGACAAGUCCCUGGAGCUGGCGGGCCACCCCCUAGCGCCGCGCCGGGUGGCGGUGCCGGUGCUGGUGCGGGAUGGCAAGCCCUGCCUGGGCCCCGGCGCGCCAGCUUUUCCCGGGCCCUACGGCGCCCCCGCGGCUCCCUACUCCUGUUACGGCGGCUACGCGGGCGCUCCUUUCGGCGCAGGCUACGGCGGGGGCUACGCCAGUGCACCCCCGCGUCCCGCGCCGCCCGCAGCCCUGGCCGGCGCGGGGUUGGGUGGGGGUGGCCCCGGCGGCACCUCGCAGGGCCCUGUGGCCGCCGCGCUGCAGGGUGUCAGGGCCUGGUGA
Molecule: messenger RNA, 1073 nt
Organism: Canis lupus familiaris (dog)
Lineage: Eukaryota; Metazoa; Chordata; Mammalia; Carnivora; Canidae
Gene: NKX2-6
Product: NK2 homeobox 6
Exons: 2
Coding region: 150-1073 (307 amino acids)
Biological process (GO): cell differentiation; regulation of transcription by RNA polymerase II
Cellular component (GO): nucleus
Molecular function (GO): DNA-binding transcription factor activity, RNA polymerase II-specific; RNA polymerase II cis-regulatory region sequence-specific DNA binding
Source: RefSeq, a predicted model, not a curated record